This is a messenger RNA of Clupea harengus (Atlantic herring), 1751 nucleotides long. RefSeq names its product chromosome 5 C20orf96 homolog (gene c5h20orf96). The record is from RefSeq and is a predicted model, not a curated record. Lineage: Eukaryota; Metazoa; Chordata; Actinopteri; Clupeiformes; Clupeidae.
UUACUAUAGCGAUGGGACAGACUGCUGAUUUUCCUGAAAGUGGAGGAUUUGAUCAACGUUUGUUUUAGGAGUUGCAACAGUGAAAUAUUUAUUUGAUUCUCUUGGCAAAUCGGCUAUUAGUAUGAAGUAUUAUCUUACUGACAACCAGAUAAACCAGUUUCUUGUUCUCAUCGUUAUGUAGGAUUUACAAUAUAGCAGAACUCCACAUUAGCUAACUUAAAUGUUGCUAGCUAUCGAUAGUUUGUCAAAUUCCAGGAAGAGAUGGCAACAAAACUUCAGCCGCCACACGUGGACUCAAAAAACAAAAAAGUGGAUUACAGCAAAUGGGAGCGGCGCAAUAAGAAGAAAUCUGCUCAACAGAAGAAUAUAGAAACUAUUCUUUGGACAACUGUGCCUGAUCCAAAUGCAGCAAGUAAUGGGGACCACCAAAGUACAGGGGCAGAGCAAUGCCUCCCCCUGUCAUCCACAACUGCAAGACGGCUUCCAAACGAUAAAUCGGCAGGAAAGUCUCACCCAAAGACUGCUGAUGGUAAUACCUUGACAUCUACGCCUUAUGGAUCCGGAAAGAAAAGUAUCGCUGAACAGAAGACAGACCCUGCCUUUAUUAAGAAAAAGGACAACAACACCAAAACAUUAAAGCUGUUACUGAACUCAAAGGGGAAAGCCGUUAAAGAACUGGAGGCACUCUGUGCUCUUGUUCAGGAGAGGAACCAGCUUCUCGCUCAAGAGAUCAGAGACACAGAUAAGGGAUCUGUACAGAGUGCAGAGGAGUACCUUGAUCGACAUGAGAAACUAGGGACAUCUAUCUCUGCUUUCAAUGAUUGGAGUCAAAGCCAAAUUACAGAAGCCAACGAUGAGCUGAAAGAAACAGAGGAGGUGUCAAAGAAAAGCCUCUCAGCUCUUCAGAGGGAACUGUCAGAGAUACAUGCCAAACUGGCUAAUGCCCAGGCAGAGUUGCAUACCCUUAAGACCUACAAGGACAAGGAAUAUCCUGUAAAGGUCCUGAUCAUCACCAACAUAAAGAGAGAAAUAGAGAAACUGGAGGAGACCCAGCAGGAUGAAUAUGAGGACUUGAAACAGUUGUGCCAGAAUGAGACAGAGACACAGGCAGAGCGAAACCUUCAGAGACGGCAGAAGCUCCUGGUCGCCACUGUCAAGGAGAAUGUCUCUCGUGUUCCACAUGUGAUCAGACUGAUGGCCUCAGACAAUGUCACCAUGAAGGCAGAGAUUGAGUUCUUCAAAAAGGAGAUAGAGAAGCAGGAGGAGAAGAAUGAUGAACUUACUCACAGUAUCCAAGAACUGAGGCUGUCCAGGAAGAGUGUCAGGGAGGAGAUCUUUGAAGAUGUGUUCACAAAGCUUGACAAGUGUACUCCAGAUAUGGAUGUUGUUUUGAACAUCCCCAAAGAAGAGUGGCUGCCCAUUUAGUCCCGCCUGAGGUGAAGAAGAACAAUGUGAAGAACUGUGCUCAAGCUCCAGCACCUACUCUCAACUCUCAUCGAUCGACCACGCAGAUUGUUUACCCACUUCUUUCCACAAUCACUUAUCAUGUGACAGUUAAGAAAUGUGAUGUCAGCCAACAAAUGCCUUCCAAUGUAAUAAAGCAAGUGACAUGGCAAAGGUGUCAUGAAUAAUAAGAAUAAAUAUUAUGUUAAAUAAAUUAGGAGUAAUCCUGCAUUUUAUGAUGUAGACUGGUAUUCACAGUACGUGUAUGACCCUCAUGGCAGAUGAUUAAAGUAUAAAAUAUUUUGUUA